AUGUCCGGCCCUAUCAACUCUAAUCGCCCAAUCCGGGUUAUCAUCAUUGGUGCUGGUGCAAGCGGUCUGCUGAUGGCCUACAAGCUUCAACGGAACUUCGACGACGUCACCUUCCAGAUAUACGAGAAGAAUUCUGAUGUCGGUGGCACGUGGUACGAGAAUCGUUAUCCGGGUUGCGCUUGCGAUAAUCCUUCUCAUACAUACGUCUGGUCCUUUGACCCCAAUCCCACGUGGUCGAGCUCGUACGCUUCCUCUUCCGAGAUCUUUGAUUACUUUAAGAAAUUCCAAUAUCGCUACAAUUUGGGCGAGGUUACCAAGGUUAACCACCAGGUCGUCGGUGCACGGUGGAAUGAGGCAUCGGGCAAGUGGAAGGUUAAGAUAGAAGAUACGACUACGCAUGAACUCAUCCACGAUUCAUGCGACGUCCUCGUCAACGCCGGAGGUAUCCUUAAUGCUUGGCGAUGGCCCGGAAUUCCUGGCCUUAAAUCAUUCAAGGGUCCCUUGGUGCACAGCGCUGCAUGGGAUGGGAAGCUCGACCUUAAGGGAAAGCAUGUCGGUCUCAUUGGAAACGGGUCAUCGGGAAUUCAGAUCUUGCCAGCGAUUCUCCCCGACGUCGCCAAGUGUACGACCUUUAUCCGCGAGCCGACCUGGGUCGCCGUGGCGGGCUUUGCUGGAUUUGAAGCUCGAAAGUUCACCGAAGAGGAGAGGGCCGAAUUCGAGAACGACCCCGACAAGCUUCAGACGUUUAGGCGGUGGCUCGAGCAUAACGCCAACAAGACGUUCCCGCUGUUCAUCGACAACACUCCGGCACAGAAGUUUGCCCAUGAGUCGUUCAUUGCCGCCAUGAAGGAGAAGCUGCAGGACGAGUACCUCGAGGACAAGUUGAUCCCUGAGUGGGGAGUUGGCUGUCGUCGACUCACUCCUGGCAUUGGAUACUUGGAGUCUCUCAAACACGAAAAAACCAAGGUCAUCUACGGAGAGAUUGAGAAGAUCACCGAAAACGGCUGUGUCACAGAAGAUGGAAAGGAGCAUCCAGUUGAUGUUCUCAUCUGCGCAACCGGAUUCGAUACCACUUUCAAGCCUCGCUUCCCUCUGAUCGGACCCCACGGCCGUAAUCUCGCGGACGAUUGGGUGAACGAACCCAAGGGAUAUCUUGGCGUCAGCGCGCCUGGGUAUCCAAACUACUUCAUGUUCCUCGGGCCUAACAGCCCCAUUGGAAACGGACCGGUACUGGUAGGGAUUGAAGCCCAAGCCGAUUACAUCUGCCGCAUCAUCACGCGAAUCCAGCAGCAGGCGAUCAAGGCCAUCGAAGUGACCCAAGAGGCCGUCGACGAUUUCAUCGCCUACAAAGAUGAAUACAUGGAGCGCACCGUAUGGCAGCAAGAUUGUCGAUCGUGGUACAAGGGCAAUACCAUUGGGGGUAAGAUCGUGGCGCUCUGGCCUGGAAGCACUCUGCAUUACCUCGAGACGAUGAAGGAAGUGCGCUACGAGGACUUCAAAAUCAAGUCCUUCGGGAAUAGGUUUGACUACCUCGGCGACGGCAUGACCAAGGCAGAAAAGGUCGGGGAUGCUGAUCUGGCGACGUAUGUGAGGAAGACGGAUGACUCGCCAAUCGUUGGUUCCAAGUUUGUAUACACCAAGGCUGGCCCGGAGCUCUCGGAAUUGACCCUUAUUACCGCCAAGGCCGAGGAGAAGAAGUGA
Molecule: messenger RNA, 1701 nt
Organism: Scedosporium apiospermum
Lineage: Eukaryota; Fungi; Ascomycota; Sordariomycetes; Microascales; Microascaceae
Exons: 7
Coding region: 1-1701 (566 amino acids)
Source: RefSeq, a predicted model, not a curated record